Messenger RNA from Penicillium vulpinum, 6495 nucleotides. RefSeq lists its product as uncharacterized. Gene Ontology annotation, molecular function: protein binding; ATP binding. The transcript is spliced from 25 exons. Bases 1 to 6495 code for a protein of 2164 amino acids. The record is from RefSeq and is a predicted model, not a curated record. Lineage: Eukaryota; Fungi; Ascomycota; Eurotiomycetes; Eurotiales; Aspergillaceae.
AUGGCGUCUGUACAGACCCCGUGGACAUCGAUCCUGCUACAGGAGAAACCUGGACUACACGAAUACAACCAUGCUCUGUCGAAUAUUGAAAAGUACUACACUCGCUUGCAUCGAGCUAUGCAAGAUGGAUCCAUCCACGACCAACUAGUUCUCAACCAGGACCAAACACAUUCACGCCUGCUCAGAUCCUUUGAGAUAUUACGAGGCAAACAACUGCCAGCUCCUGUUGCCGAGGAGAUCUUCAAGGCCAUGGUCCUUCCGUUCAUUCACGACAACAUUUUCUCACCAUCACAAAUGAUUCAACUAGUUGGAUCGGCACUGCCUCUCGUCACAAAAAAGCACUCCCAAUUUCUCCAAAACCUCGCCAACACUCUCCUCUCAUCGCAAGACCUGUUCGAUCACCUGGUGGCCAACGAAAAAUACACAGUGGUCUUGAAGGAAUGGCUGUUGUCGAAAAGAAACUAUCUUCCCCUUGCUAUUUCGAGGCAGGUUGGAGACCGGCUGAUCGCCAUGUGUAAUGCCUGCUCUGCUGAUCAUGGAACGAAAGAUACCGUGGAGAGUUGGGAUAUUGCCCAGAAACUGGUGGAAUCUAUCAACUCACUCAUUGACACAUCAUACGAGGAAGAAUUGAAACGGGCAAAAGUGGAGAAUCUACCUCCUUUAGAAUCAAUGAAAGUGCUCAGUCGGGACGACAAAAAAUCGACCUCAGCUCCCCAAUGUUCCAAAAAGGAAUUCAAGGUCUCGGACGAGAUCCUUCAGCAGAUGAGCCACUUCAACAUCCCACCGCCAUUGUCCACUCGAGGCCUCACCCAUGCAGCGGAGCAUCUUCAAAAUGAGAUAAUCCCAGCACUCAUGCGCUCUGCUCUCGAAAGCUUCCCAUGUAGAAUCUGUCUGGAUAAACUUACUACCGGGAGUCUCACAGGCACUCUGGCCAGCUCGACAGACCUGCCUUCGGAUCGAACUACAGCACCGGGCAGUGCCCAAGAUAUUUUCGGAAAAAGAGUCGGUCUUUGGAAAGUUUUACUCUCUGAUGUUGCUUUCAAGAAUGCAAAGAAAUUGAUUCACGGGGGCGAUUUCGGCGGCGUGGAACAAAAGCUCAGAGAUUUAGCAAGCGGGGAAUGGAAAGGCAAGGAUCUCUCUCGCCGAGUAGGAUCUAAGCAGCAGAAGAAAAGAAUGCAAGUUCCUAUCUUGGAAGUGAGCGCUUCUGCAACUGUGUCAAUCUUGUGGCAGAUAGAUGUCGGCUUCUAUGAUGAGCUUCCAUGGGUACAACAGCAGGUUGUAAAAGUUUGGCAAAUCGUGACCUCGGAAGAGGAGUUGGAAACUGCCAUUGAGCAAAUACUUCUGAUCCAGGAAUCAUAUACGCCGGAACUUGCUCAGCUCUGUUUGGAACGUCCUGUUCAACAAUCCGAUGGAACUUGGACGCCACAGCGGUUCAGAAACGUGAAGGAGACUGGGUCUUAUCAGAUGAAAUCUAUUGCUUCCUCAAAGGUGACCUCAGCUCUGAUCGAGAUGUCAAACAAAUUUUACAAUCUCACCGAGCCAUUUUUGAAGUCUAUCAUUGAUGAAAAAGAAACAGAGGAGUUUCCCUUCGAUCUCUCGCCUGAAGAAUUGGAGAUUGUGAAGCACUUGAGCACAUCAAGCUUGAUUCUAGGACGAAGUGGUACAGGAAAAACCACCUGUCUGUUGUUUAAGAUGCUUGCCAAGCACAAAGCCAGGCAGUCAUCCUCCGAUGAGCAGCAAGCUCGACAGCUUCUCUUGACUCGAUCCUCCUAUCUAGCUUCAAAGCUUCAAACCUAUGCCAAAAGUCUGAUAGAGGCUCAGUCCAAGGCUUCACUGACUGAAGAGGAUGCAGACUCGGAUUUGAAGCCGACUUCGUUCUUUGCCCUGAAGAAUUGGCAUUUUCCAGUUGUUUGCACUUAUGACGAAUUUCUUGGGCUUCUGGAGAACACAAUCAGAAUGGCUGAUCGAAAAGACUUUCUAAAAGACAUCAAUCCCAACAACACAAAAAGUCUGGAUCCACAUAUGGGAGACAAGCCACAAGUGAUUGACUUCAGCGUUUUCAAAACAGAAUAUUGGGGCUCUCUAAGUGGAUUAGCUCCGCCAUCUUGCUCUCCAGAGCUACUCUUCGCAGAGAUCAUGGGCGUCAUCAAAGGCUCCAGCACCACAGCAAAAAGUCUGAAGCCGUUACACCGUGCAGAAUACGUCAAGAAGAACGCGAAAGCUUCUCCCGCCUUUACCUCUGAGGCAGAGCGUGAGAAGGUGUUUGGAGCUUUUGAGCGCUAUGAAAAGCAAAAGAAGCUUCGCAAAGAGAUUGACGAGUUGGACCGUGUUAGUGGCUUACUGAAGUCCAUGAGAGAUAACAAAGCUCUAGCAGAGCAGAUCCAGCGCUGUUUUGAGGAGAUUUAUGUUGAUGAAAUUCAAGAUUUGCGUUGUCUCGACAUUAUCUUACUUUUGGGCUGCCUCAGUGACGCCCGGGGGAUUCACCUUGCUGGUGAUACCGCCCAAUGCAUCUCAAAAGAUUCAGUUUUCCGGUUCCCUGAAAUUAAGGCUUUGUUCUACGAACAUUACGAAGUCAUUGCCAACAAACUAAAUCAGCCGUCAUUUGCCAAGCCUGUUCAAUUCUCUCUAGCUAAGAACUAUCGUUCCCAUCAGGGAAUCCUAAGUUUUGCAUCAUGGGUGAUGCAGCUACUCUGGAAUGGAUUCCCGGAAACAAUUGAUAAAUUGGACCCAGAGAUUGGCCAGAUCGGCGGACCGAAGCCAAUUAUCUUCGCGGGAUUUGACUCCUCAAUUCUUUCCGCCAAAAUGAUAGGCCUGGUCAAGCUCAACGACAAGGUCGCCGAUUUUGGUGCCGAGCAAGUUAUCCUUGUCCGAGACGAUGUAUCAAAGGACAAAUUGCAAACCCAAAUUGGCGAAAUUGCCCUUGUUUUGACAAUCCUAGAAAGCAAGGGUAUGGAGUUUGAUGAUGUCUUGGUGUAUGAUUUCUUCGGCAGCAGUGGACUUGGCAGUAGCUAUCGGUGCCUUUACAUGCUUGUUCAAACAGCACGAGCACAGUUUGAUUCUCAGAAACAUGCGGCUUUGUGCUCCGAACUCAAGUCACUCUAUGUUGCUGUUACUCGAGCCAGGAAGCAACUUUGGUUUAUGGAAACCCAAGAGAACAGCGUUGAUCCCAUUAUUCAAACCCUUUCAGAGAGCAACGACCUCGAGCUUGCUGAAGUUGUGAAGCAGAAAGACCCUAACGUUGCGGCAAAGGUCAUGGUUCUGCGGGCUGGUGGCUCAGUGGACCCAGAGAGAUGGCUCAAGAGAGCAGCACAUCUUCUACAUCGGAAAAGCUUCGCAGAGGCCUUGUUUUGCUACAAGAAGGCCAAUGAUCCUCGAGGAAUGACACACUCGCAGGCGUGUUUGCAUGAGCAAGAAGGAAGAUCUCACCGAGCAGCUGGAGAUACUGAAGCAUUCAGGACGUGCUAUGAGAACGCCAUCGUUCCUUUCCUCGAGAUUGGCCUCAUUACCGAAGCGGCGGCGUGCUACGAGGGGCUUGGGCAGUUUGGCAAAGUUGCAGAAAUCUGGAAGGAUCGUGAACAAUAUCAGAAGGCUGCAUACUUCUAUGAGAAAGGAAAUCUUUUCACUGAAGCUUCAGAGUGCCAUCAUUCUUGUGGUCAAUAUGAGGCAGCAAUUGAGGUCUUGCGCCGCGGAGAUCAGUUCGAUGAACUCGUCACUUAUGCCAACAGAAACCGCGAGUAUCUCAGCGAGCCCACUUUGCUUCGUUACUCAAGACUCUGCAAUAUUCUGCUGAAGCAGGGACGUGUCUCUGCCAGUCUGCGGGCGAUAACCAUCAACAUGCUUGGAUCGGAUGCGUCCAAAAUUGCUUUUUUCAAAGAGUUCGAAAUGUGGGACCAGCUGCGCGCACUUUAUUCAUCAAAGUCGAGAUGGUUUGAGUAUUACGAUCUAUCAGUAGCUGUUGGUGACUUACCCGCGGCGAUAAGCAUAUUGCUGGUUUACAAAUUGAUGCCGGUGAUCGACAAGCCAAUUGUUGAAAAGCUGUUCCAUUAUUCCAUGGUUGAAGUCUUGUAUGCCCAGAGAGACUUGAUUCCUGGUAAAUCUGAGCGUGAUGGGCUGCUGAAAUCAGUCAAAUCAACACAUCUCGAAAAGCUCGGGGCUCAGUGGAAAACGCUAUUGUUUUUGAUGAACGAUUUCGAAGAUAUGGAUUUACCCGCUUCAGUUAAACACCUGGAGAAAGGUCUUUUGAAGGAUAUCUUCUGUCUUUUUGUGAUCGCUUUCGAGCCGUCAGUGUUCACAAAGCAUAAGGUUGAACACCUUCCAAUGGAUAUUGUCAUCCGAGUUGGAAAGCUGCUGCAGGACUUUUAUGCCCGGAACCAUUACGCUCUUACUUGCCUAGCCAUGACUUGCGGCAUUUUCACCAACCCAAAACAAGAGAACCAGACAAUCUUGCUUCACUGGUCUCCAUUGAAGACUUACACAGAAACACCUCUUGAUGAAUCUUCAUUCGAGAGCUUGCUUGACAUUGCAAAAGACUUCAUUCAAGAGAGGUUUGCUAUCGCACUUACUCAGUUCCAUGAAAGUGCAUAUAAUCUCAUGAAGACUGAUUUCCCCCCGACAUGUUUCCAACAGCUUUACAAAGGGUUUUGUUCAAAGCUUAAAUCUAACGAAUGCUUCUGGGGUCAUGAGAAGCCUACUGCAGAAUUCGCUAUUGCCAAGUUGAAUUGUCUUCUCACAGUUGCUGAGGUUUUCGCGCGCCUCACGCCUAUUUAUUAUCAACAACUUAUCGGCGAGGCUUUCAGCAAACCAUUUCUGGGCCGUAGGAGAACUUGGAUGCAACAUAUCCAAGAGGAGCUGGUGAUUGUCACCUCACUGGAACAGUCCUCUAGUGCAAUUGCAAAUUUACGUUCUAACUUGCAAAGCAAUCCAGAGUUUGCUGCAACCGCAUACUGUCUUGAAGAAUUGUUCUUCUAUCGCAUGGACAAGGAAUGGGGCUCAAUGAGCAGUUUGAGCUCUGCUUUAGAAAAGGUUCAAGAAGCCCAAAUUCUCGGCCCUCAACCAGCCACGCGUUUCCAGCGAGCACUUGUUCUCAAUAUGGAUCGGAGCAUGCCACCACGCCCUAGGCGAGCCAGCCACCCACUUGCGUUGCCUUUGACAACAUUGAAUGCUGCUGAAAGGAUUCGGUCAGCGGUUGGAAGACGCCAUGGUCAAGAUUUCCAUAACGGCGUUAGCGCCUUUGUCCAAUGUCUUGAGAAAACACCGAAAUCUUCCCUUGGGUCGCUCCAUGCUGUUCUUUCUGUGCUUGAGUUUGCAGCUACGUACAUUCUUUGUAUCGCCAAUCCAGGCAAGGGCAUCGUGGUUCCCUGGUCCUGGGCCUUGCAGCAUCUUUCGACAAUUAUGCAAUCUCCUGCAAAAGACCAUAUGUUCAAGGAUAGAGAGAUCCGAGUGCACACGACCGACUUGAUGCAUAUUGUCACCAGCUUCUGUAAUCUCAUGGAACAGGUUGAAAAUGCCCUCAGUAACGGCAUUCUCAGGUUUCAGGGAAUGGGACGCAAUAGCCUUCCAAUUCCUAUUAUCAAACGGCGCUGCACUGAGCUUCUGACAACCGUGAAUCUCAACCUGAACCACUGGCCCAGGCAGCCAGUUGGCUUUAGAGAGAUGGAGAAGAUAGUCAACAAGACACUUCGAAUUCUUAUUCCGCCGGGAAUGGCACUGGAAUUUUCCAACAGCGAUAGGUUCCGGCAAAGUUGCAUCCGCGAGUAUGCAGCCUACAACCACAAAGACGAGCUGUGCGUCAUUGCGCUUGAUGAUAGAAAGUCCGCUCCUCUCUUCCUGCGAUCCUUCACGCAAGGCAAUGCAAAAUUUGCCCAGUUAAGUGAUAUCUUGCAAGUUUCGCGAAUUGCCGAGAACCCCCUAUCUAUGGGUCUAGAGGAAGACUGGCAGGUCGACGAGUACACUGGAUACGAGCUCGACAUGAUCAUAAACCUUCAGCGGCGUUGGCGAGAGGUUAUGAGCAUCCUUAAGAAGAACCGCCGCAGGGCACAAACGCGCGAGGGCAAACUUCUCCAGCACUUCCAUGACAUGUGCACGAUACGGAUGAGCGUUCUACCCGCGGCUGCUUGGUCAACUCGUGACAAGAUACACAUGCGCAAGGUGGUAUUUACCGAUGGCAUGAAGAUCGCCAUGUAUCUUGAGGGUGUGUUGGAGAGCUUCAGACAACUGAAAGACCGGUGGAGGCAACAAUUCAACAGCAAUUGGUCCACCGCGAAGUUAGAAGAGCUCUCUGUCAUUCGCGGACGCAUUCUGCCGAUUGACGGGCAGCUUGAGUACAUUGUUGAAAACUGGUCUCCUAAGGGCAUUGAGGAGGGUAUGAUGACCAUUCCGGCCGAGGACCUUGGUAUCUCAGCCCGUGAGGCCCAGCGUGCCCUUUGGGCUGUUCAACGCGAAAUUGAAAUCAUUCAAUCUCAGGUUGAGAUCAUUGCGAAGAGUGCUGACCGGUAA